Molecule: messenger RNA, 1176 nt
Organism: Tetrahymena thermophila SB210
Lineage: Eukaryota; Ciliophora; Oligohymenophorea; Hymenostomatida; Tetrahymenidae
Product: transmembrane protein, putative
Exons: 2
Source: RefSeq, a predicted model, not a curated record
AUGGCGCGCUUUCUUUGCUUUGCUGCUAUAUUAGUCCUAGGCAUAUUAGGAGGCUUAGCUGCAAAUAUUGUUUACAAGCUAGGUGUGUUUUCUAAUCCAAUAGAAACAUAAGGCUACAGUUGUAAACUCUUAGAGAAGUAAGGAGUGCACACAAAAGGCCCUGAAGAUAUUCUAAUUUACAAUUCGACUUACCUCAUAACAACUUCUAAUGAUAAUUUUUAAAUGUGGGAAGUAGGAUAAUAUACUGAUGCCUUAGAUGGAGCAAUCAAUUUAGUUAAAAACUAUAAAACAAAUCCUGAAAUAGUUAGUUUAAAAAUUUUGAACUUCCCUAAAUCUGUCAGAUUCCACCCUCAUGGAGCUUACAUACGCAAAUAAGAUGAUACUCUAUUUGUUGUUAACCAUUCUUAUAGCUCAGGAAAUGGAGAUAGAGUUGAAGUAUUUGCAUUAAAUAUAGAAGAAAAAACACUAAUAUAUAAGAAUUCUAUUUAGCUUCCCUCAUACUUUACAGGAGUAGCAAACAAUCUUGUUGUAACUUCUAAAGGCACUAUGUAUAUAACAAAAUAUAUAGCAACUGAAGAUCCUUUGUCAGGAAGAUAAAACAAACCUUUCUUAUUAUAGUUAGAGUAUAUCUAUCAUGUAUUGUUUUUAGUCCACAAGACUAAUGCCUACAAAUGCACAUUUGAAGAAAAUUGGACAUCUAAAAAUCCUUUAUCCACUAACUGUGUCGCAUAGCUAUAAACUAAUUCUAUCAUGGCAAAUGGAAUCACAUGGGAUGGAAAAGAUACACUUUAUUUGGCAGAUACCACAAAUAAAUUUGUUAAACGUUAUAAAAUUACUGAUAACCAAUUGGAAUAAACUGGUUAGGUAAUGCUAUCUUUUGCUGGAGAUAAUAUAGAAUACGAUCCAGAAACUGGCUACUUAUAUUCAGCAGGACCUACAAAACCAAUUAACCACAUAACUUAUGCUGAAAAAGGCAAAAAAGCAGGAAAAGAAGUGUAUGGAGCAGAUGAAUUUUGGUGUGGAGUCGGUUACGUUGAUACAAAAACAUUUACUUUUAAGGAAGUAGCUCAACUUAAAUCUAGUGUUAUUGGAUGCUCUUCAGCUUAUGUUUCAAAUAAUAAACUUAUUAUAGGUUCUUGGACAGAAAAAGCAUUGGUAGAAUGUAACAAAUAAUGA